UUGGUAGUUUUGAAGGCAAGUAGACUUCCGAAAACAAUGAAAACUCUGAUCGUAGCCGCCUUGUUUUGCACCAUCGGUAUGGCGUUAGCCGACGAUACUCCCCCUCCACCACCAUUCUUGGCCGGUGCACCACAAGACGUCGUGAAAGCUUUCUUCGAGUUGUUGAAAAAAGACGAGACAAAAACCGAUCCUGAAAUCGAGAAGGACCUCGAUGCAUGGGUAGACACUCUUGGCGGUGAUUACAAGGCGAAGUUCGAAACGUUCAAGAAAGAAAUGAAAGCAAAAGAGGCUGAAUUGGCGAAGGCUCAUGAGGAGGCAGUCGCUAAGAUGACUCCGGAAGCCAAGAAGGCUGAUGCUGAGCUGAGCAAAAUUGCAGAAGAUGACAGCCUGAAUGGCAUCCAGAAGGCUAAGAAGAUCCAGGCAAUUUACAAAAACAGACCAAAGUUGAGACCAAAGGUCUCUGAUGUUGGAAACGUUUCCAUACAUUCAUAUGUUCGGUUGACAUUUGAAGUGGAAGUGAAGGCUGAAACAAUGAAUUGA
Anisakis simplex (herring worm) is the source of this 540-nucleotide messenger RNA. The record is from the annotation of a GenBank genome assembly. NCBI's taxonomy places the organism in Eukaryota, Metazoa, Nematoda, Chromadorea, Rhabditida, Anisakidae.